Messenger RNA from Morchella importuna, 1200 nucleotides. RefSeq lists its product as uncharacterized. The coding region runs from base 1 to 1200 and encodes 399 amino acids. The record is from RefSeq and is a predicted model, not a curated record. Gene Ontology annotation, biological process: inosine salvage; nicotinamide riboside biosynthetic process; nucleotide metabolic process. NCBI's taxonomy places the organism in Eukaryota, Fungi, Ascomycota, Pezizomycetes, Pezizales, Morchellaceae. Gene Ontology annotation, molecular function: magnesium ion binding. The transcript is spliced from 5 exons.
AUGACAACUAGAUACCGUGUUGAAUACGCUCUCAAGGCUCACCGUCGAGAUGCACUGAUCGAAUUCAUCAAGGGACUCCUUGCUGUCCCCUUUGUUCUUCACUCCCAGCCCACCGCAGUAGCCGGAGAUGUGUCCCUCCCCAACAUGGCCAUUGAGGCCCGUCGUCGAUACAGGGAAAUUAUGAAGGAUGUUGAAGAGCUCAUCAAUGACCAUAUCAAUAAUGAGCGUGCCGGCACCCCCGAACGCUCAAAACUCCGCUUCCUCGUACCUUCUGUCGGAACCUUUUUCACUCCACUCUUCCUUGAAGCUGCCUUCGUGGCCCAGGACUCUCGACGGGCAAUUUCAUGCCGUAGAUUUGUCGCGCCGUCAUUCAAUGAUAUCCGACUGAUUCUCAACACUGCACAAAUAAUGUCGCUUACCACCCAAAAUGGUCCCCUCAGACUUGUCACCUUCGACGGAGAUGUGACCCUCUAUGAUGACGGGCAUUGCCUCUCUCCCCACAACCCAGUGAUCCCGCGGAUAAUCCACCUCAUGUCCAAAGGUCUCUGUAUUGGAAUUGUAACGGCAGCGGGUUACACUGAUAGUGCUCGGUAUAAGGAGCGUCUCUACGGCCUUCUUGAGGCGAUCAAUACAUCUCCACUCCUUACAGACGCACAGCGUAAAAACCUUAUCAUCCUCGGUGGUGAAUCAUCUUACCUAUUCAAAUUUGACGCAACCUCAGAUACUCUUCUUUCAGGUGUUUCUCGUGAUGUAUGGGCACUCGAUGAAAUGCGCCUUUGGACAGAAGAAGAUAUCCAAAAGCUCCUUGACAUCGCUGAGACCGCUCUCUUAGAGUCGGUAUCGACUAUGUCACUGAAAGCCACUGUCCUGCGUAAACCACGCGCUGUAGGGAUUGUUCCAAUUGUUGCUGGUGCCAAGUUUGAGCGGGAACAACUCGAGGAAGCUGUGCUUGCCGUUCAAAAGACAUUGGAGCUUAGUGAAGUUGGGCGGAGGCUACCGUUCUGUGCGUUCAAUGGUGGUAACGAUGUAUUCGUUGAUAUAGGCGACAAGAGAUUAGGUGUACUUUGUUGCCAGAGGUUCUUUGGUGAAAUCAAGGGGAGUGAAACCUUGCACAUCGGAGACCAAUUUUUAAGCGCAGGACACAACGACUUUAAGUUUGGACGAGUUGCACGAUUUAUUAGAGAAUGGAAUGGCAGCUGA